UGUUUCCCGGGCUCUGUCUGGACACAUACAUUCAGGGAAGGUACUCUGGGUCAAAGGGCCCUUCUGCAGGGGACGCCUUCCACACAGAGUUCCUGCAGCGGAGGAGGGAGGCUCCAGGACACCUCAGCAGCUGCAUUGGACAGGGUCAGGCUUCCAAGCAAGGCCAUGGCUGUCCCAUGGCUCAUCUGGCUGUGGCUGCUGGUUCCAGGCAUUCAAGGUGCACAAGAUGGGGACAUGAGGCUGGUCAACGGGACCACAGCCAACGAGGGCCGUGUGGAGAUCUUCUACGGAGGCCAGUGGGGGACAGUGUGUGACAACCUCUGGGAUCUGGCUGAUGCCAACGUCGUGUGCCGAGCUCUGGGGUUUGAGAAUGCCACGGAGGCACUGGGCGGAGCUGCAUUUGGGCCAGGGACUGGUCCUGUCAUGCUGGAUGAGGUGCAGUGCAUGGGGACAGAGCCCUCACUGGCCAGCUGCAGGUCCCUGGGCUGGAUGAAGAGUUACUGCAACCACGACAAAGACGCAGGCGUAGUCUGUACCAACGUGACCAAGAGCAAGUAUAUGCUCGACCUCUCUGGGGAGCUCGCUGCCGCCCUUGGCCUGAUCUUCGACAGGCAGCAGGGCUGUGACCUGUCCAUCCAGGUGGUAGGAGAGGAACAGGAGGUGCUGGGCCUCUGCGCCCACAGUGUGAUCCUGACCGCCAACCCUGAGGCAGAGGCCCUGUGGGAGAAGCCGGGCAGCAAAAUCAUCAUGCGCGUGGACAGCGAGUGCAUGUUCGUGGUCAAGGACUUUCUAAGGUACCUCUACUCCCGGAGGAUUGAUGUCUCCCUGGCAUCUGUGAAGUGCUUGCACAAGCUGGCCUCUGCCUACAGGGCCAUACAGCUCCAGGACUACUGUGGACACCUCUUCUCCACCCUCCUCCCCCAGGACCCCUCUUUCCACACACCCCUCGACCUCUACACCUAUGCAAAGGACACAGGAGAUGCCCUGCUGGAGGAGCGGUGUGUGCAGUUCCUGGCCUGGAACUUUGGGGCCCUGACUCAGGCCGAGGCCUGGCUGAGUGUCCCCACAGCUCUCCUCCAGGCACUCCUCCCUAGGAGCGAGGUGGCCGUGCCCAGUGAGCUGGCCCUGUUGCAGGCCCUGGAUGCCUGGAGCAGGGAGCAGGGAGCCUCCAGGAGGGAGGCCGAGGCCUUGCUGGAGCAGGUCCGCUUCCCCAUGAUGAUCCCCGAGGAGCUCUUCCAGCUGCAGUUCAACCUGUCCCUAUACCAGGACCAUGAGGCUCUGUUCCAGAAAAAGAUCCUUCAGGCCCUGGAGUUCCACACAGUACCCCUGUGGCUGCUAGUCCAAUACCAAGGUCUGAACUUCACCGACAAUGAUGCCUACAAGCCCCGGAUUUACACCUCGGCCACCUGGAGUGCCACGGUGACAGCCAAUUCUUGGAACCAGCUGAGUUCCAGGAACCAGAGGCAGAAGUAUUCGUCCCAAAAUUAUCCACACUAUUAUGUAAACAAAUUCUCUUACGGCUACAUGAACAGCCCCUACCAGUCCUUCCAGACCCCGCAGCACCCCAGCUUCCUCUUCAAGACCAAACUGGUCUCCUGGACUCUCGCCUAUCUCCCCACCAUACAGAGCUGCUGGAACUACGGGUUCUCCUGCUCCUCCGAUGAGCUUCCGGCCCUGGGCCUCACCAAGUCUGGUUACUCUGAUCCCACCAUAGGCUAUGAAAACAGAGCCCUGAUGCUCUGCAGAGGUGGCAUCGUGGUGGACAUCCUGGGCUUCCACGGCUCGAAGGCCUCAAUCCCCAGUGCCCUGGACACCAACAGCACCCGUGGCGCUUCCACCUUCCCCUGCACUGCAGGCUCCUUUAGUAGCUUCCGCGUGGCCAUCCGGCCCUUCUACCUGACCAACGCAACCAGCCUGGACUAAACAGCCACCCAGAGGCUUGUCCCGGGUGCUGGGGAAGCUCCCCUCCUUUGCUUCUUUCCUCUCUGCAGCUGCCUCAGCAAUCAGCCACCAGGUGUCUCCCUGCUUCCACUGGUCUCUGUGACCUUACAGAAAUUACUGGAAGGCCUUGACUAGCAUUCACCACAGGUCCUGAGAUGUUCAGUACUUCAGUGGAUGCUGAGGUCUCUGUACUGUCACUGCCUGGCUAGCUUCUAGGUCGGAAGUCAAGAAGAUCACUGUGGGAUUCCCAUAGCCCCUUGCUGCUUCUGCGUCCACUGCUGUCACUGUACUGAGGCCAUUAAAACCACACUGUACUUCCCA
Molecule: messenger RNA, 2262 nt
Organism: Octodon degus (degu)
Lineage: Eukaryota; Metazoa; Chordata; Mammalia; Rodentia; Octodontidae
Gene: Lgals3bp
Product: galectin 3 binding protein
Exons: 6
Coding region: 166-1923 (585 amino acids)
Cellular component (GO): membrane; extracellular matrix
Source: RefSeq, a predicted model, not a curated record